CCACAUCCUAGGCCCACACUCUUUGAUCCAUCCAAUGUUUCAAUUAUAAGUACACCUCGAACGUAACGAAGCUAAUCACAAUCAUCUCAUCUACUAUAACCACAUCCAAAUCACUCUCAUUCUUCCAACCAAAUCAAACAAACACCAUGGGUUUGCAGGAGGAUUUUGAUCAGUAUGCUGUGAAAGCCAAGACUCUGCCAGACAGUACAUCUAAUGAAAGCAAACUUAUUCUCUAUGGAUUGUUCAAGCAAGCCACUGUUGGACCUGUCAACACCAGCCGUCCUGGGAUGUUCAACCCGAGGGACAGAGCUAAAUGGGAUGCAUGGAAGAAUGUUGAAGGGAAAUCCAAGGAGGAAGCAAUGAACGAUUACAUCACAAAAGUGAAACAGCUGCUGGAAGAAGCCGGCUUGGCUGCUUGAUAAUAUUGUGUCAUGUGUUAUUUUGUGAUUCUGUUCCAAGAGUUUCAAUGUGUUUGGAAAUAAAACAAUUGCAGUAUUUGAUGUUUGAUCUAAAACUCUAAUGUAAGAUCUUAUUUAUUGGUGAUGAGUUAGAUAUGUUGCUGCUUUGAGUUCA
Lotus japonicus is the source of this 573-nucleotide messenger RNA. Its product is annotated as acyl-CoA-binding domain-containing protein 1. Gene Ontology annotation, molecular function: fatty-acyl-CoA binding. Bases 147 to 419 code for a protein of 90 amino acids. Gene Ontology annotation, biological process: fatty acid metabolic process. NCBI's taxonomy places the organism in Eukaryota, Viridiplantae, Streptophyta, Magnoliopsida, Fabales, Fabaceae. The transcript is spliced from 4 exons. The record is from RefSeq and is a predicted model, not a curated record.